UUCCCUCCUUCGCUUCGCAUCGCCUCGUCUGCCGGGGAUAUGGCCACUUCCCGCGCCAGUCGGCAGCCACAAAAUCAUGGCUAUCGAACUUUAUCCUUGUCUGGGCAUGUUGGCUUUGGUAGUUUACCCGAGCAACUUGUUAAAAAAUCCAUCAAGCAGGGCUUCUGCUUCAACAUUCUUUGCAUUGGGGAAACUGGAAUUGGAAAAUCAGCCUUGAUAAACAGCUUAUUUAACACCAAUUUUGAUGACCCUGUGUCAACACAUUUUCUGCCACGUGUACAACUUAGAGCCCAGACUUAUGAACUCCAGGAAAGUAAUGUUCUUUUGAAGCUGACUGUUGUAAACACAGUGGGAUUUGGUGACCAGAUAAACAGAGAAGACAGCUAUCAGCCAAUAGUGGAUUAUAUAGAUGCGCAAUUUGAAGCCUAUCUCCAGGAAGAACUGAAAAUUAACCGUUCUUUAUUUAUCUACCAUGAUACACGCAUCCAUGUCUGCAUCUAUUUCAUUUCACCUACAGGCCAUUCCCUCAAAACCUUAGACUUGUUAACCAUGAAAAGCCUUGACAGCAAGGUGAACAUUAUACCAAUUAUUGGCAAAGCAGAUGGCAUUUCUAAAACUGAACUACAGAAUUUCAAGAACAAAAUCAUGAGUGAACUAGUUAGCAAUGGUGUCCAGAUUUACCAGUUUCCAACUGAUGAUGAAACCUUCGCUGAAAUGAAUACCAUCAUGAAUGGGUGUUUGCCAUUUGCUGUAGUAGGAAGUACAAAAGAGGUGAAAAUUGGAAACAAAGUGGUGAGGGCUCGUCAGUAUCCCUGGGGCAUUGUACAAGUGGAGAAUGAGAACCACUGUGACUUUGUGAAGCUUCGCAAGAUGCUUAUUUGCACCAAUAUGGAAGACUUAAGAGAGCAGACUCAUGCACGACAUUACGAGUUGUACAGACGCUGCAGACUGGAAGAGAUGGGCUUCAGGGACACUGGCCCUGAGAACAAACCAGUCAGUCUACAGGAGGCCUAUGAAGCAAAGAGGCAUGAGUUGUACCUUGAACUGCAAAGAAAAGAGGAGAAGAUGAGACAACAGUUUGUGCAGAGAGUGAAGGAGAAAGAAACAAUAUUGAAAGAAGCAGAGCAACAGAUACAGAGUAGAUUUGAACAUCAUAUGCUAAUGCAUCAAGAAGUGAAACAGAAAUUAGAGAAAAAGAAAAAAAUUCUAGAAAACGAAAUAGCACUGUUUAUUGAGAAGAAAGCUAAUGCUGAGCUACUCCAGUCACAAGCAUCCAUCUCUACGCCUGUUGUUGGUUUGAAGAGAGACAAGGACCGCAAAAAGUAA
This is a messenger RNA of Dryobates pubescens (Downy woodpecker), 1326 nucleotides long. It is a transcript of the gene SEPTIN10, whose product is annotated as septin 10. Gene Ontology annotation, molecular function: molecular adaptor activity; GTPase activity; GTP binding. Lineage: Eukaryota; Metazoa; Chordata; Aves; Piciformes; Picidae. Gene Ontology annotation, cellular component: cell division site; septin complex; septin ring. The transcript has 9 exons. The coding region runs from base 40 to 1326 and encodes 428 amino acids. Gene Ontology annotation, biological process: cytoskeleton-dependent cytokinesis. The record is from RefSeq and is a predicted model, not a curated record.